Messenger RNA from Cornus florida, 2644 nucleotides. Its product is annotated as heat shock cognate 70 kDa protein-like. Bases 21 to 1856 code for a protein of 611 amino acids. The transcript has 2 exons. Gene Ontology annotation, molecular function: ATP hydrolysis activity; ATP binding; ATP-dependent protein folding chaperone. Gene Ontology annotation, cellular component: cytoplasm. The record is from RefSeq and is a predicted model, not a curated record. Lineage: Eukaryota; Viridiplantae; Streptophyta; Magnoliopsida; Cornales; Cornaceae. Gene Ontology annotation, biological process: cellular response to unfolded protein; protein refolding.
UUCUGCUGGCUGGAAAAGGGAUGGGUCGGGCAAUCGGAAUCGAUUUGGGGACCACGUACUCGUGCGUCGGAGUGUUUUGCCCAUUCCGUGAACGCGUCGAGAUAAUUGUCAAUGAUCAGGGUAACACCAUAAUACCGUCCUAUGUCGCCUUCAACGACACCGAGCGCCUCAUCGGCGAUGCCGCCAAGUAUCAAGUCCUCGGCAACCCUAUCAACACCAUCUUCGAUGCUAAACGAUUGAUUGGUAGGAAGUUCAGUGAUGCAUCAGUUCAGGGUGAUAUGGAGCACUGGCCAUUCAAGGUCAUUGCUGGUCCCAGUGAUAAGCCAAUGAUUGUGGUAAACUACAAGGGCAAGGAGAAACAGUUCGUUGCUGAAGAGAUCUCAUCCAUGGUUCUCACUAAGAUGCGUGAUAUGGUUAAGAAUGCAGUUGUCACUGUCCCUGAUUAUUUCAAUGACUCUCAGCGUCAGGCUACUAAGGAUGCUGGAGUCAUUGCUGGCCUCAAUGUCAUUCGUAUCAUCAAUGAGCCCACUGCUGCUGCAAUUGCUUACGGUUUUGACAGGAGAGCUGCAAGUGUGGGCGAGAAGAAUGUGCUUAUCUUUGACCUUGGCGGUGGCACUUUUGAUGUUUCUCUUGUCACCAUUAAGGCGACUGGUGUCAUUGAAGUGAAGGCGACUUCUGGUGACACUCACCUUGGAGGAGCAGACUUUGAUAACCGCAUGGUGAACCAUUUUGUUCAGGAAUUCAAGAGAAAACACAACAAAGACAUCAGUGGAUGCCCUAGAGCUAUUACGAGGUUGAGAGCUGCUUGUGAGAGGGCAAAGAGGACUCUUUCAUCAGCUAUCUGGACAACCAUUGAGAUUGAUUCAUUGUAUGAGGGAACUGAUUUCUACCCAAGCAUUACUCGUGCCAAAUUUGAGGACCUAAACAUGGAUUUCUUUAGGGACUGUGUGGAGAGUGUUGAAAAGUGUUUGAGGGAUGCCAAGAUGGACAAGAGCAGUGUCCACGACGUAGUCCUUGUCGGUGGCUCUACUAGAAUUCCAAAGGUUCAGCAUCUAUUGCAGGACUUCUUCAACGGGAAGGAGCUGUGUAAGAGCAUGCACCCAGAUGAGGCCGUUGCUUAUGGUGCCGCUGUGCAAGCUGCAAUCUUGAGUGGUGAGUACCAGGAGCUGUCGCUGUUGGAUGUAACCCCCCUAUCCCUUGGCAUGCAAAUUGUUGGAGGUGUCAUGGCUCUUGUGGUUCCAAGAAACACUACAAUUCCUACCAAGAAGGAGAAGGUGUUCACUACCUCCGCGGAUAACCACUCUAGUAUAUUGUUUGAAGUGUACGAGGGUGAGAGAACAAGAACAAGCGACAACAACUUGUUGGGCAAAUUUGUGCUCUCUGGCAUUCCUCCUGCCCCUAGAAAAGUUCCAGUUAUCAACGUCUGCUUUGACAUUGAUGCCAAUGGUAUCUUGAAUGUCUCGGCUGAGGACAAGAGCACUGGUCAAAAGAACAAGAUCACUAUCACUAAUGAAGAGAACAGGUUGUCCAAGAAAGAGAUUCAGAAGAUGCUUCAGGAAGCUGAGAAGUACAAGUCUGAAGAUGAGGACUACAAGAAAAGGGCUGAGGUCAAGAAUAGUUUGGAGAAUUGCGCGUAUAAGAUGAGGAAAGCUGGUAAUCUCUCACAGGCAGACGUGGUGAAGAUCGAGGAUUCUAUUGAUGAGGCCAUACAGUGGAUGGACAGGAAGGAACUUGAGAGCAUCUGCAACCUCACAAUUUCCAUGGCUGAAGAUGGACCCUCAGCCGGUGGAAGUGGCGCAGGCCCCAACAAUAUUUGUUCUUUUCAUAAAAGAAAAGAAGAAAAAAUGACAGUAUGAGCCAAAUGAAGAGGAAAUGAAAUAGAUGAAAGACUAACCUAACCUGCAGAGGUAAUGCUUGUGGAACUCACCACUAUAGUCAACAUUAUCUAGUGGGUGAACGCGUUCUUGGUUGAACCGGCACAAGCUUUAAAUCAACUAUAUAUGUGGAAAUGAUAAGAGAAAUUAAGUAUUUAUUAAACUAUCAAAAUUUAGCGUGCAUUAUGUUGGUAGGAGGAUGUAGUGGCUUGCCUGAUUCUGUGACUUGAACUCUAGUGACAGUGCAUUGGUGGCAUUGAGAAGCUGCAAGGAGUAUUAGUGUUAGGAGAAGAAGCUCCAAAACUUGUGUUCUCUUCAUUUUAGGCACGAGCUUGUGCCGGGUGGUAAAUAAAUACACAACUUAAGCUAUGAAGAAUUGUCCAAAGCAUGAAAAAACCAUUUAUAACUCUGAUUAUGUUUAGUGAAUCAUGGCUUGGUUUGAAAAUUUGGAUGUCGUGUUAAGGGUGUUGGGGCCAUCCAAGGCCCUACAUAUUUCGAAUUUCGAAAAAUGACAAGGCCAUAAAGUGUUGGUUUCUUGUCAUUGUGGGUUGACUUCUAUUUAGGUGAUCGAAUUUUGCUAGUGUAUCACAAGGCCAUCCACUCUUGCACGCAUUGUACUUCAAAAGCUGAAUUAAUCCCUUUUAUAAACAGCUGUGUCGGGCUAAUUCGUCAAGAUUUGGCAAUAAUGAAUUAAAUCUAGUUUAGUAGGUACUAGCAUCCCACUGCAUAUAUAUUGAAUUUGACAGAAAUCUGAUUGUGCAGUGUAAAGC